AUGGGAAAGAAGAACAAUGGCAACAAGAACAAGGGGGGUUCCACCUCCAACAAUGGGGACCACCACGGCGGCGAGAUCGAGCUGCAACAGGUGAACAAGGGGAAAAACAAGAAAAACAAGCAGCAUGACCAGAAAACCCACAAACAGUCGAGCGGGACCAAGGGAGGUGCUUCUGUGGACUACUAUUCGCAGUACUUUUCCGAUGACAUGGUGCGCGACAUCGUCGCGGACAGUCCGGAUAUCAACCGAACCGCGGCGCUCUACUCCAAACCCGACUGCUAUCCACAAUGAAUGUAGUGCUCUCGCCGCACGCAACGUACAGAUGUUGCUGUUUCAGCAUGACGAAAGUCUUUUUGAUGCAACCUAUUGUUUGAGUAUGGCAAGGAAUGUGCUGUGCCUUUUUUGAUUUUGUCUAUGCGUUUUCUUGUACGAGUGUGCAGCGGUGCAAAAUUUGCAUUGCAUAACCACCACAAGUGCGUCUGCGAUAUGCUGCAGGAUAUCAUGCAGGAUGCCGGUUUUGAGGAGUGCACCUACUGGCUGGACAUCCGUCUGUUCUGCUCCGUCCUGGCCUGCGCCCUGGGCACCUAUACCGUGGUGCGGCUGAAAUUCCCGCAGGACAAAGACACGUUGCUGCCGUUCGUACUGUUGUAUACCCUCAUCGCAGCGAUUGUCACUUACAUCGACAUGUGGGCGCUCGGGCCGGCAAACGUCUACUCCUUGCGGGACUUUGACAACCACUCGGUGCACGUUUAUGAUCCCGGCAACAAUGGUGGGCGUGAGGGAGUUCUUUUGCAUCAAGUCUAAUUCAGAACGAAACUUAAGGUUUCGACAUGUGAUGAAGCUCAUCGGCGGCAAGCUCAUAACAUGUUGAUGUCAUGCUCAACAUGAAAGAAUGUGUCUAUACAUCUAGAUCUACGUCGCUGCAAGAAAUCCAAAGGAUAAGGAUCAUCAAGUACAAGAAGCUCCUAUUUGUGCUGCAAGUACAUGUUUUUAACAAAAAUCUUGAAUGCAUCAAGGGCCCACGAGGCGAUCGCAUGGUCUUGUUCUGGUCUGUGCGAGAUGCUUUGUUUGAUGUCGGUCAUGUUGUUCAGCACGAAAAUAAGGAGGCCGCUUACGUGUACUAGUACUUGUUCUGCAAAAAAGACGAACUUUUCGACUUGAUUCAAACAACCCCCGCAACCAGCACCUUUCUUGGCAUACUGGUUCGAUCGGAAUGGAAGAAAACACCUCGGAACUGAUCAUCGACGUGCGGGGUUCCCGGAACACGGAGCCCACCGUCAACGCCGAGUGCGUCAGCCGCUACUUCGACGUGGAAGGCUAUCUAGUUGUGGAGCACCUGUUUAACGAUGUGUGUAUGGCCAUCGAGAAUCACUGUGGCCACCUGCCUAUCGGGGAAGUAAAGGAAGACUGAGUUGUUUGUGACCUUGCGGUGGUUUGAAGAGCAUGGCAAGUUGUACAAGUAGUAGUCGGCGAUUCGAGCUUCUAAAAUUCUCGAGGAAGAAGCCCUCUCAACAGGCUUCUUUGCAACUGGGAAUUUUGUACCAAGUAGAUUUUUUUCAACACCGCGACGCCUGUCAGCUCUACCUGCCCACCAGUAUUGCUAUUUGCAACAUCAAAAAAAGUCAACGUGCUGUGUGACCUUUAGGGACCCCCUGCGGUUCAGCUUCAGUGGGUGCAUUUUCUCAUGGAGCGCGAUAAAGUUUUUACCCGAAUAAAGAGCUACAUCGAGAGUGAUUCAGCAACGAAUACAAGCUCCCCUGCUAAAGAGCCUAACAAACAAGUUACGUCAACUUAUGAAGCUACAGUG
Messenger RNA from Amoebophrya sp. A120, 1807 nucleotides. The record is from the annotation of a GenBank genome assembly. NCBI's taxonomy places the organism in Eukaryota, Dinophyceae, Syndiniales, Amoebophryaceae.